CGUGUGUCCGUCCGUCCGUCCGUCCGUCCGUCCGUCCGUCCGUCCGUCCGUCUGUCCACCGUUUUUUUCGGUAACCGCGGCAACUCUGAGCGUGAAACGUGGACAUAUUAUCAUGUAGGAGGAAUGCAUGGUAAAAUAAGAUUCUGGAGCGGAGAAGCCCGGGGAAGCUGGUGAAACGGACGGCUGCCGAGAUGCUAGAUGCUUUGCGUGUGUGGAGAAGAUUUGCUGGUCUGGCUGUAUUGAUGGUACAGUUGAGUAGGGUCGAGAUUGCCGGUGAAGUGAGAGCAGCACA
Messenger RNA from Geodia barretti, 292 nucleotides. The record is from the annotation of a GenBank genome assembly. Lineage: Eukaryota; Metazoa; Porifera; Demospongiae; Tetractinellida; Geodiidae.